AUGUCGCAUCAAAUUGGCGACAAUGUUACAAUCGAUGGAUCUUUCAAUUUCGAGGACUUCGUUAUGGACGGACCAAGCUCACCUCCUUCUUUUAUGCAAGUCUUCUACAGUCCCCCGCGCCGUAGUAACAAAUUCUUGAAGAAUCGCCAUCCAUCCCUACUCCAACAUUUCAUAUCGAGUCAGAGCCCGAGCAAAGACCAAGCAAAAAGCGGGCAGGGCGAAAUUCUCCUCGAUGUAUUUUUUGAAAGAUUCCAUGGCAGAACGUACUACAUGCUUGAUAAAUCUACCAUUCGCGAACGUCUGAGGCACAAUGAUCUACCUGGCUUCUUCUCUUGCGCGAUAUUUGCACUUGCAAUCAGGGACACGCCAUUACUCGGUCGCUGGAAGAGCGACAAUCAACAGAGCUACAACCUUGCAUUACGUGCGAGAGCCGAGAUUGAAGUCGAUGAUACCUCGAUUGAUGCGAUCCAGGCGCUGCUCCUGCUUGUCCUGGCAUUUUCUGCAGAAGGUGACAAUGAAAGUGCAUACAUGCUCUUAGCGAGAGCGAUUGGUGCAGUACUUUUCAGAGGGUUACACCGCGAGGACAAAGGGAACUCUAGUCUGACGGACGGCGACAGGGAGAGUAGGCGUCGGACAUUCUGGACUUGUUACUUAUUGGAUCGGUUCUUCAGUUGCGAUUCAAGCCGCAUCCCGCUAAUCAACGACGAAGCCAUCAUACUUCGAUUCCCGGAUCUUCCUGCCAAAUCCCAAGAUACGAACAGAGAGCUGGGUUUACUUCCCGUCGAAUUGAGACGCUUUGUUUGCCAAGAGACAUCGGAAGCAUCGGAGAGCAGAGUUGCACUGCUGAUCAAGAUCACGAGAAUACUCGGUCUCACAACGAAGUACCUAGCCUCUGGUGGGUUGGAUGGAGACACGGAAUAUCCAUGGAGCCCACAGUCUAAGCUCUCUGACAUACAACAAUACCUCAACAAAUGGAUCUCGAGCGCUGGGAAAGAAUUCACUACUGUCGAAAGUCUGAUUGGACGACCCGAUUCGAUGCCAUUGCUUAUGAGUAAAUUGAUAUACCACGUCAUCUACUGCUCCAUCUAUAGACCGUUCCUACCAAUCGAACUGACAGAACUGACCAACCCCGGGUUGUACCAACCCUGGCGCACCAAAGCAACGUUCCUCUGUUUCUCGCAUGCAAACGCAAUAACAGAGAUUGUAGAAAUUGCGAAUACCAAUCGCAGUAUCCAUUGGCCAGCGUUCGUGAGUUACUGCCUAUGCACUGCUGCUACCGUCCAUAUGCAUGGGAGUUAUUACUACAAGGACACCAAAGGCGUCUCCGAGCAAUUCAAAGUGUACGAAAAGUCGCCCGAACUUCUGAGCAGAGAGAUGACACAGCUUGAAAGUCUGACAAAGGUGUGGCACAAUGUUCGACAGCAGAUCGAUACGCUGAGGGCCUUGAAAAAUGCACAUCACUCGUUGUUUCACGAGAUCUGCAAGAUGCCCAUGAGAUAUAGACCCUCCUUUUUCUUGGGCGACUUUUUCGAUCGUUAUUCGUAUCUUGGCGGAGAGGAUAGUUGGAAACUGAAUUUCGAUGCGCUUAAUCAGCCAUGAACUUAGCUAUAAAGAACAAUUUCUUGCGCGUUCCUUC
Molecule: messenger RNA, 1636 nt
Organism: Aaosphaeria arxii CBS 175.79
Lineage: Eukaryota; Fungi; Ascomycota; Dothideomycetes; Pleosporales
Exons: 6
Coding region: 1-1599 (532 amino acids)
Biological process (GO): DNA-templated transcription
Cellular component (GO): nucleus
Molecular function (GO): DNA binding; zinc ion binding
Source: RefSeq, a predicted model, not a curated record